Bursaphelenchus okinawaensis is the source of this 3399-nucleotide messenger RNA. The record is from the annotation of a GenBank genome assembly. Lineage: Eukaryota; Metazoa; Nematoda; Chromadorea; Rhabditida; Aphelenchoididae.
AUGUCAGGGUUGGCAAAGUUAAAAGACUCUAAAUCCGGGGCCCGGGCCUUAUAUCACAGUAAAACCGGGUAUAAGGUAAGUAAAUACGUUUUUUAUUAUUAACUUGUAGUAGGUAAAUUAGUUUUUUAAACAAAAAUAUAACACAAUAUGCGGGAUAAACGCUGGCUUAAUGAACUUCAAGUAGAUUGUUUAGUUUUUGGUUUUGAUAGAGCUAAUAUUAUACUACAAUAUAUUUGAAAAUUUAAGCAAGUAAAAGUAUUUCCCGAAUGGACAUCAGCUCAUGCCAUUCCUUUAGUUGGCAGAUUCACAAGAGUUUGUUGUGUCUUCUGGCUUCUCAUCUUCGCGGCAGCUUUUGGAGUUGUGGUGUGGCAAACUGUGGUAUCAGUGGAGAAGUACCGAGCCUACAAUGUCUCAGUACAACAAACUCUCAGCUUUAACAGUAUGUCAUUUCCGGCCGUCACUUUGUGCGAUUUGAAUCCAUACAAACGAGAUGAGGCUUACAAGAUUGCUGAGGUAGGUUUUGAUGUUUUAUUACUGGAUGGUUUUAUAUUGAAGUUGUCAAAAGAUUAGGCUCAUUUUAAGGUAAUAUUGUUUUCUAUUGAUUCAUGAAUUAUUUUUAGGUACAAACACUAAUGGAAGCCUAUGAAUACGCUCUGCAGAAGUCAUAUUGCACUAAUACAACGUGUAAUGUGGCUACAAAUACUACUUUAGAUGACUAUUUGGAGAAGGUUGGGCUCAGUGUAAGCUAUAGUUAAAAUACGUUGUUCAUCUCAAAGAUUGUACAUUUUUUAAAAUGAUUUUGAGUUUUAGCUAUCAUUUUAUUUGAAACUUUAAAUUUUUAUUACCUGUAUGGAUGUUGGUAUUAUAUAGAUGGCCAUUUGAUGUCUGUAAGAGCGUUUCGUGACAAGGCUGACAAUAACCAUAUCUUGUUGUAUACUGGUAUAACUAUACUUCUUUGUAGUUGCUGUAUGCUUAUUGCUUUAGGGAGUGAAAAGCUCGACAGCAAUAAACUCAAAAGCGCAACGUCUACUGACUUUGGUGACUGGUACUACCGACAUGACGGAGGCUGGUGCACAAUACAGCGGCUUUCUUCAAGGAUGCAGCUUUAAUACACAAGAUUGUCAGGAAAAGUAAUUUUUUUAGUUCAUAAUAUAAUGUAAAAUCUUACAAUUUUAACCUUUUUUUUGGAUUAAAAAAAUUUUUUUUUGGUAUUGUGAUGGUUUAAAAAAUAAUUUUUAAUAAUAAUAUUAAUUAUGUUAAGCGACUGGACUAAAUUUGACAGUCAAUCGAUGGGGACUUGUUUCAUCUUCAACUUGGCUGCUACACGUAAUGUUUCCCGUGUUGGGCCGAUUUACGGCCUCAGGGUUAUUUUGAAGACGAAUGUGUCUCAACUCUUACCAACUUCAACUAAAGGUGGUUUCAGAGUUUUGGUGCACGAUCAAGGAGAAUAUCCGUUUCCUGAUGUCUAUGGAAGCGAUGUUAUGAUCGGAUCUGCUCCGUCGCUUGGGGUAACGUCAUUAUGAUGUUUUAUUUUACUAUUUUUAAAAUUUUGUUUGUAUUGUUAUCUAAUGUUAUAUAUAACUUAAUAUUGUCGACUUUAACUUACUUAGCCUAACUUAACUUUUAGGUAUCAUUCACUGACAUAUCUCGCCUAAGCAGUCCGUAUGGCAAUUGUCAUUCAGACAUCCCAGAAGGCUAUUUGUAUCCUAAGAACUACUCUACUGAAGGCUGUAUGAGGUCUGAAUAUCAAGCACAGAUGGUUGAAGUUUGUGGAUGUUAUGACCCAACGUACCCAGCACCUGUCAAUGCUAGUACGAACAUUGACAAUGUGUACGAAGAGAUUAAUAAUGCUACGUUUGCUUCUGUUGACUCGAAUGAAACGACUACUGUAGCUGCUACUACUGCUUCUGGAGUGCCUGUGUGUACUAUGAGUGACAGUAAGUGGUAUAUAAAUACUUGAUAUGUACUUGUUAAGUAUUUCAGUUUCAUCCUAUUUUUUGGGUCAGUCAUGUUAUACUAAUAAGUGUUUGAUGCCGUAUAUCUUAAAUAGUAUAAAAAAUACUUUAGUAACCUGCUGGACAAGUCAGAUAGACGCAUUUACAACAACGAAUUGCACUCAACCUUGUUAUGAGAUUGCCUAUGAGACAUCGUUGUCUUUUGCCAUGUGGCCAAGUGGUUCAACUUCUACUAUUGGUCUUUGUAUGAGCGGAGACUACGGUAACGAAACUUGUUUAGAAAUGUAUCAAGAGAACGGAGCAUUACUACAGAUUUACUUUGAGUAUCAAAGCUACGAGAAAAUGUUGGAAUCUGCUCAGUAUCCGGUUGGUUUUUGGGUUAAUAUAGGUUAAAAAGUUUGCUUUAUUCAUCAAUAACUUCAGUGUAUAUUAUGUAUGGACUAAGGAGCUUCAAACUAAUUUUCAAGCUAUGAUUCACAAAACAUAUAUAUAUUUUUGUUUUCAAAUUAAAAACUGAUUAAACGCAUGUGUUAACGUAACACAACAUUAUAUCUCACUUUACCAUCUCUAAAAUUAGAUUCCAAUGUUAUGGCCAGCCGGCUGUCUGUAAACUCAAUUUAUAAUUAAUAUGGGGGAUGUUUCGCCCAUUCCCAGCCUAAAGACCGAUCCCUCCGAACAUAAGACAACUCAUUAUGUUUGCAUUUUCCUCGUCAUUCCGUUUUUAUCAUUUCAGAAAAGUACUUUUCUCUCCAAUUUCGGCGGACAAUUGGGCUUGUGGCUAGGAGGGUCGAUUAUCAUGUUGAUCGAGUUUGUCUUACUUUUGCUACAGGUACGUAUGCUUAUUUGUUUAUGACUUAUUUAACAGGUUUGUAUUAAGUUUGUUUGUUUUUGCCUUUUUAUGUGGGGACGAGUCAAAAUUUGAAUUUUUUGUGGGAGAGGAGUAGGAGUGAGAAACGUAGGCCUGGACGUUGGCCUUGGGCUAAAGUUGAAACGGGUUGGGCUCUUUUCUACUUUUUUUUGUGUAUCACAACCAAUAAAAAAAUAAAAAUUUUUUUAAAACGGGUCGGACUAGGCUAGCCGGAUCUAGAUUUUUUUGACUGGACUGGCCGGUUCGGCCUGAGAAAAAAUGAAAACCAUCUGGAUCUAAAAGCUGGGCUUUGGACUUGGACUCUGCUUCAAAAGUGGGCCCGGCCCGUUUUUCAACCUUAGAAGGGAAGAUUUUAAAAUUUCUGCAUAUAAAUUUUUGAACAAAUGGGAUGAGGACUAACAGUUUUUUUAAAUUUGAACUGAAACGUUAGGCCUUUAAAGAGUUUAUUUGCACUGUGCUUUUGUUUGCGUUGUUAUGGUCGUUCCGUGUGCUUUAUUUAAAAAAUUUAAAAUUCUUUAAUUUUAGUUUAUCAUUACAUUCUGUGCUCCAGUUUGUGACAGAUUUAUUGGCUACUGA